Messenger RNA from Hydatigera taeniaeformis, 315 nucleotides. The record is from the annotation of a GenBank genome assembly. Lineage: Eukaryota; Metazoa; Platyhelminthes; Cestoda; Cyclophyllidea; Taeniidae.
AUGUGCAACCGAUUCACCUACAUGUCAAGAAUCGCAUGGCUUGUGAAGCGUUCUGAGAUAAUCGGAGUGCUGCCUAGCACCAGUCUCCAGGACUUGCGCCCGGGCACGAAACUUAGGAUGGCGAGAGAGGCGGAGAAAGACCUUAUUGUCGCCACAUCCACCUGCGCACGCACGCGCGUCGAUGCAGUGGCUAACGUAUUGCGAACUUUCAAGGUCACUAACUCGCUCCAACCAAUCAGUGUGGCGUUAGGCUCGCUAAUAGACGCCUGUGUCUCGCCUGCUCAUGCAUGGCCUUCCCUCGAGAGUGGGCUCUAG